ACUCACCAGGUUAAGGGAGUAUUAAUGUUUAAGCAGCCUGUUGUAGUUUUUCGUGACACUUAUUGUCAUCGCAUAAUAAUAAACAAUACAUGCCCAAAUCACAGUUACUCGAAGCUGCAACGCAAGUGUACCGUUGCUCCAUUACAUUAUAUACUACUCUGCAUAUUGUGAUGAUGUAGGGUCCAGGCCAAGCUUGUAGGUAUACCAAGUGAGGAUAGAGGGGCCGCAUCCAGAAAGAGAGAGAGAGAGAGGUACAGAUUAGCAGCCUGGCCUUGUUCUACAGCGUGAUUGGCAGACUUUAAGUGGGUUAGAACAUGGAAACAGAUUGGCUUUAUCAUAUGAGACGAGAAAUGCAAGAAGUUCUUCCUGGACUCUUUCUUGGACCAUUCAAUGCUGCUACAAAGUCCAAGUUCAGUAGUCUGUUGGAUCAUGGCAUCACACAUAUUAUUUGUAUUAGACAGGACAUAGAAGCUCAUAUGAUAAGGCCUAAUUUCCCUCACAAAAUCAAGUACCUGAUAAUCGACAUGGCAGAUUCAUGCCUUGAAAAUCUUAUCUCUCACAUAUCUGAGUGCCGAGAUUUUAUUGAUGAAUGUUUGGCAGCUGGUGGUAAAUGCUUGGUACAUGGAAAUCUGGGGAUAUCUCGAAGUGCAGCAGUUGUAAUAGCAUAUGUUAUGGAGAAAAAGAUGUUAACCUAUAAGGAGGCACUUGAGUUUGUCCAGAAUAGGAGAUACUGCAUUAACCCAAAUGAUGGCUUCAAGCAUCAAUUAAUAGAGUAUGAGGCCAUAUAUAAAGCUCAACAGACAUUAAUGAAUGGUCAGUGCUCACAGGAAAAAGGAAAAUUAAAACGAAAGCAUGAUCAAAGCUUUGAUGAAUUCGACCAAGACUCUUCUGAACCAAUGGAAGCAGUGAGUUGAUGUUCGUUUACCACAGAUGUGUCUGUUAUUUUUUUAUAAAGAUUUCCAUGUAUACCUGAAUAAGAUAAGCUUUGUUUUUAUAGUGAGAAUCAACCAAGAAAAUUAUAGUACUGUAAGAUGACAUCAGUAUUAGAAAUUUUCAGAGUGGAACUACUUUAUGGUGUUGGGUCAGAAUUGUACAGGUAUAAUUUUUUAUUGAGAAAUUUUAAGAUAUUUUUCACCAGUUUGGUCAAAGUACGGGAUAUGCAAUCAAAAUAGGAAUUUAUUCAUGGUGUGACAUAAAAUUUAAUUGCUUCACUAUACAAAGGAAGUUUUGGUUCCUACAGGGAUACAAACAUUAUGCCUUUCCUAUGGAGUAUCUCCCUGUACAUAUGCUGGAUCAGCUGCGUAACUGACUAAACAAGGGUGAUACCCAUAUGGGGAAGGGGGAGAGAGGAUUUGUUUUUUUCCAGUUUUUUACUGUGUUGGUUAUCACUUUGCAUUAUUAUUUGUGUUCUUGUGAAUAAUACAUUCUCAUACAUGUAUGGUACUCGUGCAGUUUUUAUGCCAAAAGCACUGGUGUUUUGUGUUUUUUCUUGGUUCUUGUGCUUGAUUUUUGUCUCAUUUUGUGUCACCUGUAGUGCUUCUUUUGGAGGCUCAAAUUGCAGGUUUUGAAACCUACAUCACUUUCACCAAGAGAGGAAGCGGUAAAAAAAAACUAGGCUCCCUACAGUAACUGAGAAAAGUCUAGCCUUCGUUAAGCAGUCAAGGUUUGCUUUUCCCUUCAUGUUGACAGUCUUUACAUAAGCAAAGUUGACAGCAUCAGUACAGCCUCCUCCUCCUUUUACCCUUCCUCCCCACCACAUGUACCCCCUAGGUACCACCGGUUGGUUUAACACAGGGGUUCUCAAAGUGGUCGAUACCGACCCCCAGGGGUCAAUAGGAUCAUCCAAGGGGUCCAUGAAUAGUCAAGGGGGUCAAAAGGGGGCCAAUAAAUAACUAACGUGUCAGAGAAUUAAGUUACAUAUACUCAUACAUCUAAAGUUCCAAACAUUUUUUUUUAUUAGGUGUUACUUCUUUUUUAUCAUACUGAAUGUCAAGUACUUAACUAAUUCUACUCUAAUUGAUUCUGACAUUUUUUUUGAGCCAGUCUAGGGGGUUGAUAGAAAAUUUGAAACUUCAUAAGGAGUUAAAAAGUUUGAGAACCCCUGGUUUAGCAUGUGGAGGUCCUCAACUCUCCCCCCCUCCCUCAACCCUCCACCCCCAGCCAGCCCCUACCACCUCUCCACCUUUCAUGUGAGCAAAGAGAGGACCUCUAAGGAAUGUUACCAGUCUCUCACCACAAUCAUCAUCAUCCUUUUCUUUGUAAUACCAUCAAAGAUCUAAGCACUCUUAACUAAAGAACAUAAUCCCCAUAUCGACACUUCUUUCCCAGGAAGCACAGCAGAUCCAGUUUAUCCAGAUUAUCAAAUUCUGGGCCAACACAGUCCUUCAGUGGAGGGACUUAAUCCUUUCCCUCAUGUCCAGACAAUUCAUAAACUCCAUUUCAGACCAAGGUUACCAAGUCAUCCAAGUCAUCCACUCAAUGGAAAACCCUGUAGGUGACAUUGAGACAAGACCUUACUUCAUCUACAUCUUGAGUCAUUGGAAGGUAUAUAGCAACAAAAUGGGGUGAAAAAGCAAAUAGUAGUUUUCAUGAUGGAUACAUACAGAUUUCCUCUUAAGGAUGGUCCCCCUUCCUUCUCCUCUCUCCCUGGACUCAAUCCUAUGCCCAACAUACCUUGCCAAUCCAACCAAGUCUGAAAUUCUGUGGACAAACGUUGAGACUUGAUAGAAGGGAUUGAUGGAGAUAGGUCAAACCAGGACCUCAGGCUUCUGCAGCCACCUCUUCCCACUGGAGAGAGGUUUGGGAGGAUGGAGGCCUGUUAUAGAUCUCUCAGCUCUGAACAGCUAAAUCAGACAGACACCCCUCAUGAUGGAAACUGCUUGUCCAGUGUUGUAUUCUGUCAGAGGGAAACGACUUGAUCUAGAUCAAUCUCCAGGGUGCUUAUCUUCAUAUCCCUAUUCACCACAGUUCAAUAAGUUCCUUUGUUUCAUGUGACAAGGAGAGGUUUUCCAGUUCAAGGACAUAUGUUUUGGUCUGGCAACGGCCCUUAGAUGUUCACCAGGGUCUUCACACUACUCUCGCCUUGAGUACACACCAAGAGAAUCCUUCUGUUGCAUCAUCAUAAAGGAAGCUUCUAUAGGACAGACAGGGUCUGCUGUCCUUUUGCCAAUUUAGAGAUUAUCAUAAGCUGGUGGAAAUCUGACCUUGUUCCCAAGCAGAGGAUCAAGUAUCUUGAAGUGAUCUUAAACAUCAUGUUGGUGAAGGCCUUUCCAACACCCCUCCAUGGGCAAUCUCAAGGAAGUUGUCAGAUGCUUUCUUGAAUGGGUGAGACUGUCUUUGUUCACUCUGGUGGCAAAUGAAAUGCCAUUGGUCUUUUUCAGACAAGCUGCCACAUUAUUUGGGCCCCCACACCAUUGAAGUUUACAAAUACUUGGAUUAGUGGCCUUCAGGUCACAAUAUCCUUCAGGGAGUGUCAUUUAGAGCUCCUUUGGGUUACUUCAGUUCUCAGACCUACCUCAAAGGUUGGGGAGCUCAUUUUGGAGGCCCCAGAACAUGAACAACUUGCACAUCGUGCCAAGAGAUGAAAGUAUCUUGACUGGCACUCCUCCAGACCUUCCAUCGGCAAACUAGGGAAAAGUCUCCUUGUUGUGCCAACAAGCCAGCUAGAUGCACAAAUAGGCUCCGAUACAUGGGAUCGAGACGAGCCAGGUACAUCUCAGGCAGCAAGACGGUUGUGGCAGACUAAGUGACCCAUUGGAAUGGUAUGGUCCUUCACCAUGCAGUGGCAGAGACUAGUCUAUGAGCAAGGCUGGCGUUACGGUACGGUACAAUUGAUGUUUAAUCAAUAUGUAUGGUACGAAAUUACAGCAAGAUAAUUUUACCACAGUAUGGUAUGGUACAAUGAAGGUAUGGAAAAAGUGGGCAAAUUCCGUACCGUACUGUACCUUAGGCUGAUAUAUCGCUAAGCAAUUAUUAAUGCUUAUUUGGCUGCUUCAGUGACUGCACAAAUAGAUCACUAAGGUACAUAACUAAGGUACAUAACAUUUCAGUUUGUAACAUACUAUACAUGUGUGCAUAUGUUUGGAAUUCCUUAAUUAACAUUUGUACGUGUGUGGAAUUCUUGAAGUAACACGUUACAAACAUUUACAGCAUCAGCCAUGUAAUCCCAUAUUGUCCAUUUGGAACAGCCUUCCUCCACUCUACUUGAUUAUAACAGCACUGAUGAUUUUAUCCUAAGUAUUGAUAUCAUCAUCAUCAUAAUUAUUUUUCUUACAACUGAAUAUAUACAUUUACAUAUAAAGCCCCUUUGCCAAUUUACACCUGUUAACAUUUAAAUUUCAUAAAGAGGGGAUGUUACUGAUGUUAGUUGAGUUUACUUAUAUAGUACAAUAAAAGUACAGAAUUACAGUACCGUACUAUAUGGUACGGAAAAAUAAUUUAGGGUACGGUAUGUAGAAAAACAUUCCCAUUCCGUACUGUAUCAUACUACCAGCCUUGCAUGUGGGGACAGCUGAUACUUGAUUUGUUGACCGCUGGAGUCAAUGAAGUUUCCCAUCUUCAGCUCUCUGGUUCCAGACCCACAGGCAGCAGUCCCAACACCCAUGGGACAUUGUGAAUUUGUACAUAUUUUCCCCGGUUCCGUCUCCACUGAUAGGUACUUAACAGAGUAUUAGUGACCACAGGCCUUUGCAUGACAGUAGCAACCCUUCUCUGGCCACACACCAAGUGUUAUGCAGAACUUCUAUUACCCCUAUUGACAUCAUGAGAACACUGCCACUGUGGCCCCCUUUGCUUGCAACCACACAUCCAAAAAUAUAUUCAUGGAUGGAGGUUAUCCAGCAUCCCUUGAAAAAGAGAAACUUUUCUCAUAGAACAGCGAGGGAUAGGUCUGGUAUCCUGCGCACAACCUCACCCAAUGUCUAAUAAGGUAAAUGGGCCCACCAUCUGUAAUUGGUGUUGUAGAAGGGUUUAAUGGCUAGUCCGUAACCAGUCUUUCAACAUGUAGUGCACCGCUUGUCUUCCCGCAUUUAGACAAGACCUGCCCAUCUUGCCAGUUAAAGUGUUAUCAGGCAGAGCUCGCUCAAGUGAUCUGCUUGUGGGGCAUGGACCAGUCCACCUCCUCAGAAAUAGUGAUGCUUAUGAGAAGCUUCAAAUAGUCAUGUUCUCCUUGAGAUAUCAUACCCCCUGAGUGGGACCUGACAUUUGUAUUUUGAAGCCAAGGACAGAUACCUUACCUCAAAACAAUCUUCUGUUCAGCUCUUGCCUUGCCAAGAGUGGGAGAGUUGUAUAGCUUGUCACAUCUUGUCAGGCAGGCACUUGGUGGUCUCUCUUGUUCUCUUUUGUCCCAGAAUUCAUGGCCAAGAUGCAAAAUCCCUCUGUUCUGGAUCCAAGGUUUGAGUUUCUCAUUUCUGUACGAGCUGAUGCUGUGAAGGAUGACGACCCUCUGACUGGAGUGCAAGGGCUUUUUCAUGACCACAGGACAUUGCAAGGAGGAGGUAUCUAAGAACACCAUUUCCUGGCUAUUGGAAGUCAUCUCUAGAGCUUACGAGGCCCCUAGUUGUACCCUCUAGAAGAACUUUUUGAUCCAACAGGUAAUGAGGACAGCAGUCUGGCAUUAUGGGACCCCUUUCAUUUCAUUCUACUUUAGGGAUGUCAUGUACAAGUCCCUCGACACAUUUACAUUAGCUAUGUAGGGGUGGCCUUAGCUAAAGUUAUUUAACUACUGUACUUGGAACUGUCUGGAUGUCCCACGGGUCAAUAGAGUAUUUUGCAUAGUGUGAAUCGUACAUAAGGGAAGAGAGGGUUUGUGAACCAACCUGUUCUCCUGCACAACCCAACCCAGGAGCAUUCAUGCUCAAGUACAAUCUGGAUCGAGACGAACAUAGUUACAUGGCAGUAUGUACUUGGCUCUACUACCCAUGAGCAUUCAUGCCCAAGUACAAAGCUGGAUCUGAAUGAGUUAGUUAGUAUUAUGAACCAAUUCUACUGCUCUAGAAUGAGAGUUCUUGUCUAACCCCCCUUUAAACAAGGGGGAAGAAACUAGAGUGCCUUUAUUUAAACCCAUUGAUUACAUAAUCCAUGCAAGGCUGCCGACCAAUGGAUCCCGACUUCACAGAGGGAGGUCUGGGUUUUUCAGUAUUAGCCUGAUGUGACUCCAGUCCAUGAAAUGUAGAGGAUGGAUGGAGGGAAGUACUGCCAUUAUCUCUGGGAUAGCGCCAUGGGAUAGUGCCAGCAGAGCAGCAUUGCUCCAUCCUUGGGCCAGUGUCAGUGGAGCUGUUUUGCCCAAAGAGUAAUUAGCUGUAACUAUGGGUUAUACCUCUCACCUGAUUAGUUAGUCUCCAUAUAUGAAAGGCAUAGUAGUUGAAUUAAAUUUAAUAUGGAAGUUAGGCUAAAGGCCAAGCACUGGGACCUGUGAGGUCAUUCAGCACUGAAAAGGAAAUUUCCAGUAUAGGUUUGAAAUGUGUAACAGGAGGAAAACCUCACAGUUGCAUUAUGAAUGAAUUGCUAGGAGGGUGGAAAGUAAGGUGGAAGAGAAUGUGAAAGGAGGUACAGUAAAAGCAACUUGAAGAGUUGGAGCUGGAGGCAGGCUGCAAAGAACUUUCAGUAAUGCCUAUAGUGCACCGCAUGAGGUGCACUGACGGCACUACCUUCCUAUGAAGUGAAAGGCAUAAUGUUGUUGUAUCCUUGAAGAAACAUUUUUUUCUUCUUCUUCCUAGGUAUACAAACCGUAGACUUUCAUAUUGGAGGCAACCCUCUUCGUCCACCCUGGUCUCUCUAGAGAGAUUUUUCAUUUUGGAUGCUAGCAGUAAGAAUAAGAAGCAUAUACUGGGUGAAUGAGUUACAUACAUUGGGUGAGAAUGGGUAUCCUCUAUUCCCCCCCGUGUUUAGUCGGUGUAUGGCUAGUGCAGUACGGACACCAAAGUUGCUCCAUGUAAGAAAGGUUGUGGUUUAUAUACCUAGGGGAAAAUAAAAGUACUUUAAAAUUUUGGCAUAUUUUAUUUCCAGGCGUUAUCCUUACUUCAUUUUUGUUAACCCUGCAUUAUAUGGCAUGGUACUGUACUGACCCACCAGAAGGCACAAAUGAAGUACACAUAUUGUAGUAUUUAAGUGGUAUCUUUCUUUUUCUAUGUUGCUGUCAUUUAUACUGUGAAAUGUUUGUAGAUCUGUAAUUAGAUUCUAGUAUUGUAGAGAAAGUGGAAAGUUAACAAGAGAUGCUUUGAAAUUUUUAUAGUUUUUUAUUUUUUUUACUAAUUGCUAUUUAGAACAUUGCCCGUAAGUCUUUCAGAUGUAAAUCAUUAUAUCCCAAAUACUAUUUUUGUUCUUUCCCUAGCAGCCAUGAAUUUCUGUAAUAAAACUUUUUAAAGUGUG
Molecule: messenger RNA, 7368 nt
Organism: Macrobrachium nipponense
Lineage: Eukaryota; Metazoa; Arthropoda; Malacostraca; Decapoda; Palaemonidae
Product: serine/threonine/tyrosine-interacting protein B-like
Exons: 5
Coding region: 315-914 (199 amino acids)
Biological process (GO): negative regulation of SCF-dependent proteasomal ubiquitin-dependent catabolic process; negative regulation of protein binding; regulation of ERK1 and ERK2 cascade
Cellular component (GO): cytoplasm; nucleoplasm
Molecular function (GO): F-box domain binding; protein tyrosine/serine/threonine phosphatase activity
Source: RefSeq, a predicted model, not a curated record